AUUGAACAGCCUCUAACGAAUAAAAAACGCUUGAGUUAUGAAUUAAAUUCAUUUUGGAAAGAAAAAGAAUUUUGUCAAAAUGUAUCUCAACACUUUGCUGCUGCUUUUAUGCUCAUUGUUCGGCCUAUUCAACGCUUGGGAGAUACCUGAAAAUUUUGGUAAAACUGGACACUCAAACAAUUGGGCCGUGCUUGUGGAUACUUCAAGAUUUUGGUUCAAUUAUCGACAUGUCGCAAAUGUGCUGUCAAUUUAUCGGAGUGUCAAGAGGCUUGGAAUACCAGAUUCCCAAAUAAUUCUCAUGAUAGCCGAUGACAUGGCCUGCAAUCCAAGGAACCCAAGGCCAGCCACAGUCUUCAACAAUAUCAAACAACACAUUAACGUAUACGGCGAUGAUGUUGAAGUCGAUUACCGUGGUUACGAAGUGACCGUUGAAAAUUUUGUGCGUCUCCUCACCGGUCGACUACCACCUGAAACCCCUCGUUCCAAAAAGCUACUCACAGACGAAGGUUCCAAUAUUUUGAUUUAUCUCACUGGCCAUGGUGGCAAUGGUUUCCUCAAAUUCCAAGACUCUGAAGAAAUUACCAGCCAAGACCUCAGCGACGCCCUUGAACAAAUGUGGCAAAAGAGACGUUAUCAUGAAAUUCUUUUUGUCGUUGACACUUGCCAGGCCAGCUCUAUGUACGAGAAACUUUAUUCCCCCAACAUUUUAGCCGUCGCUUCUAGUCUGGUCGGCGAAGAUUCUCUUUCGCACCACGUGGACCCGGCAAUCGGAGUGUACAUCAUAGAUCGUUACACGUAUUUCGCUCUGGACUUUUUGGAGCAAGUUGAGCCAUCGAGCUCGAAAAAGCUCAGUGAAUUCUUGAAGGUUUGUCCGAAGCACUAUUGCUUGUCGACAGUUGGAGUCCGUCAGGAUUUAUUCAGAAGAGAUCCGAGAACGGUGCCAGUGACUGAUUUCUUCGGUUCGUUGCGGCCGGUCGAACUGACAAAGAGCGUUAUAAAUUUGGUGCCAGUGAAUUCAAACAGAUCGGAGAAGCCGGAGCUCGAAAAAAGGUUUACGUACGUCGCGCAGUUCCCAGACUUAUCGAGUUACGUGUGAAUCUGAGAUUUUUUCCAGUUGUAAAUAUUCAUGUAUUUUUUACGAAUCGGAGAUAAAGAAUCGAGGAAAAAAAGGUGGAGAAAAAACCAACUUUUAUCUCACUGGCGGUAACAACGUGUAA
This is a messenger RNA of Venturia canescens, 1217 nucleotides long. RefSeq names its product Phosphatidylinositol glycan anchor biosynthesis class K (gene PIG-K). Gene Ontology annotation, biological process: attachment of GPI anchor to protein; proteolysis. NCBI's taxonomy places the organism in Eukaryota, Metazoa, Arthropoda, Insecta, Hymenoptera, Ichneumonidae. The record is from RefSeq and is a predicted model, not a curated record. The coding region runs from base 80 to 1096 and encodes 338 amino acids. The transcript is spliced from 4 exons. Gene Ontology annotation, molecular function: GPI-anchor transamidase activity. Gene Ontology annotation, cellular component: GPI-anchor transamidase complex.